GCUGACUAGGGUUCUUGGAGUCGAGGUAAGCUUCGGCCUGUUUUCGAUCGAAUUUCCAGCUGCUGGGUCUCUGAUUGAAGGAGUAUGCUCGAGGCAUGGAUUGAUUCCGGCAAUCUCAUGGCUCGCGCGCUUCCUCCAAACGGUGGCGUCCUCUCCUCGUCGCGAUUGCCAAUCCCCAAGCAGCUGUUUGCGGCGCCCAGCAUUCUUUUUACGAGGGCUUCGGUGAGAUUUUCGUCCCCAAAAUUCGUGGUUGCUGCCGCUCAACCACGAGGAGGAGACGACAAGAGCUCUGCCAGUAGCUCAUCCUCAUCGACAAGCCUAUCGCCCAAGGACGAGUAUAGCGAGAGCGUGAACGAGGAGCUCCUCUAUUUCUUGUUCCAGCUCGACUUGGCGACGCGACUCCAGCGUGCCUUGAAUCAAGACCACUAUGAUGCCGCUCAAGCCAUUCGUGAGAAGAUCAGCCAGGUCGAGAAAGAGGUUUCCAAACUACGCGAGAAGAAAGCCGGCGCGGUUUCAGCCAAGAACGAAGCUCAAGACAAAGAGAUCGCGCUGCUUCGUUUCAGGAGCGAGCUUUCCGCUUCCAUAGAGAGAGAGGACUACGAAGGUGCCAGGCAGCUGAAAGAUAAGAUCUCCAAACUCGAGUCAGAAUCGCUAGCAGCAUCCGUAAGAGCUCUGGCUUACCAGAAUGUGAAGUACGCAUUUCGUCUUGGCCAGAAGGUCCGGCACAAGCUGUUUGGUUAUAGAGGAGUUGUUUGCGGAAUGGAUCCAGUGUGCUGUGAGUCGGAGAAAUGGUGCGACAGGGCCAGAGUCUACGAUCAGCGAAAGAACCAGCCCUUUUACCAGGUGCUUGUCGAUGUUGAGAGCGAACCUCAGCAGGAAGCAGCAUAUGUUGCGGAGGACAGCUUGGAAGCUCCUGCUGAACCCGACAUGGAAGCUUUGGAUCAUCCAUACAUCUAUUUCCUGUUCUUUGGAAUGGAUUCCGCUGGUGACUACAUUCCAACAAAGCAGCUCCGGCAAAAGUACGAUGUGGCAAGGCACGAGCAAACAAAUGACGCGUAGCCUGCCUCGUGCUCGGCAAGAAUAUGAAGAAGAAAAGCAAGACCUUUUCGUUUUUA
Selaginella moellendorffii is the source of this 1115-nucleotide messenger RNA. Its product is annotated as clp protease adapter protein ClpF, chloroplastic. Lineage: Eukaryota; Viridiplantae; Streptophyta; Lycopodiopsida; Selaginellales; Selaginellaceae. The record is from RefSeq and is a predicted model, not a curated record. Bases 85 to 1059 code for a protein of 324 amino acids. The transcript has 9 exons. Gene Ontology annotation, molecular function: DNA binding.